AUGGCUGACCAAGAGGUUCAAGAAACCCCCGCUGAGGUCCCGACCACCACCGAUGUCCCCAUGGAGAAAGCCGACGAGGAAAUGAACUGGAGGGCGGAUUCCCCCAAGGAUGGCACCCAGGCUUCCAGCACCACCGAGGCUGCGUCGACCAACGAGACUGCUCAACCGGCCGCUGGUGAAACCGAGAAAGAACCGGAAAAGGAGAACUCGGCACCUCCCCCCGCUGCGAAGGAGCCGGCUCCUCGUGCAGCCCCCACUGUCCCCACCCGGCAAUAUCUGGACCAAGCCAUCGUUCCUAUUCUCCUCCAAGGCCUCGGUGCCCUCGCCAAGGAACGACCGGAGGACCCCAUCACCUUCCUCGCCAAUUUCUUGCUCCGCGAGAAGGACAAGUACCACGCCGGCAGCAGCAAC
Mesorhabditis spiculigera is the source of this 411-nucleotide messenger RNA. The record is from the annotation of a GenBank genome assembly. NCBI's taxonomy places the organism in Eukaryota, Metazoa, Nematoda, Chromadorea, Rhabditida, Rhabditidae.